Rubroshorea leprosula is the source of this 1089-nucleotide messenger RNA. The record is from the annotation of a GenBank genome assembly. NCBI's taxonomy places the organism in Eukaryota, Viridiplantae, Streptophyta, Magnoliopsida, Malvales, Dipterocarpaceae.
AAGGUUGUUCCUCUUCAAAACAAAACGACAUCGUUUUUUGCCUUGUCUUGCUUUCUACGAAGCCUUCCCAUAAAGAGGAAAAAAAAGGUACAACAAUAGCUCGCCUUUCUUCUUUCCUCUUCACUCCCUAAACAAGCAUCAGGUUUUUAGAUCCAAUCAAUUCGAAAUGUUUCUCACCAGGACUGAGUAUGAUCGAGGUGUCAAUACUUUCUCUCCGGAGGGAAGAUUGUUUCAGGUGGAGUACGCAAUUGAAGCCAUCAAGCUGGGUUCAACUGCAAUUGGGCUAAAGACUAAAGAAGGCGUUGUGCUGGCUGUUGAGAAGCGAAUCACUUCACCGCUCUUGGAGCCCAGCAGUGUUGAGAAAAUUAUGGAAAUUGAUGAGCAUAUAGGAUGUGCUAUGAGUGGAUUGAUUGCUGAUGCACGUACACUUGUUGAACAUGCACGAGUUGAAACUCAGAACCAUAGAUUCUCGUAUGGUGAGCCAAUGACAGUAGAGUCUACAACACAAGCUCUUUGUGAUUUAGCCCUUCGAUUUGGUGAAGGAGAUGAAGAAUCAAUGUCUCGACCGUUUGGGGUUUCUCUGCUCAUUGCUGGUCAUGAUGAGCACGGACCCAGCUUGUACUAUACAGACCCCUCUGGCACAUUUUGGCAAUGCAAUGCAAAAGCUAUUGGUUCAGGUUCGGAAGGUGCAGACAGCUCUUUGCAGGAGCAGUAUAACAAGGAACUAACUCUUCAAGAAGCUGAGACAAUUGCUUUAUCCAUUCUGAAACAAGUAAUGGAAGAGAAGGUUACUCCCAACAAUGUUGACAUUGCCAAGGUAGCACCAACCUACCAUCUAUAUACCCCUUCGGAGGUGGAAGCUGUCAUUACUCGCCUAUGAGUUGAAAACUGUCAUCAUGAUCAACAAGCUUCCCUUAGUAGUUACUACAAUUGUAUUGUCAUCAUCAAGGAUGCAUGACUUGGUCUAGGGAGAAUUGUAUUUGUUUAUGGGGAUUCCCAGCUGUGAAACCUUAUUUUUGGUGUGGCACGAGACUCAUCUACUUUCAGUUGGAUAAUCCAUUUACCCUAAAAUCAAAAUGACAUUUUGUU